This is a messenger RNA of Sinocyclocheilus anshuiensis, 662 nucleotides long. RefSeq names its product myosin heavy chain, fast skeletal muscle-like. NCBI's taxonomy places the organism in Eukaryota, Metazoa, Chordata, Actinopteri, Cypriniformes, Cyprinidae. The coding region runs from base 100 to 639 and encodes 179 amino acids. The transcript has 5 exons. The record is from RefSeq and is a predicted model, not a curated record. Gene Ontology annotation, cellular component: myosin complex. Gene Ontology annotation, molecular function: actin filament binding; cytoskeletal motor activity; ATP binding.
UGACACCCUCUGCUUGCAGCACAGUUGCCCAUCAAACGUCGACUCCUUAACUUGACAGCUGCCAUUUCUAUCUGAUCAUAAUACAAGUGAAGUACAAUCAUGGGAGAUGGUGAAAUGGAGUGUUUCGGCCCGGCGGCCAUUUACCUCCGGAAGCCAGAAAGAGAGCGAAUCGAGGCUCAGACCGCCCCCUUUGAUGCCAAAACAGCAUUCUUCGUGACAGAUGCAGCUGAGAUGUACCUGAAAAGUAAUCUUGUUAGUAGAGAGGGUGGCAAAGCUACUGUCAAAACUCACUGUGGGAAAACUGUCACAGUAAAAGAAGAUGAAAUCUUCCCAAUGAAUCCUCCCAAGUUUGACAAAAUGGAGGACAUGGCCAUGAUGACCCACCUCAAUGAGCCUUCUGUGCUGUUUAACCUCAAAGAGCGUUACGCAGCAUGGAUGAUCUAUACCUACUCUGGCUUGUUCUGCGCCACUGUCAAUCCAUACAAAUGGCUCCCAGUGUACGAUACAAUUGUUGUGGCUGGAUACAGAGGCAAAAAGAGGAUUGAAGCCCCACCUCACAUCUUCUCCAUCUCUGACAACGCCUACCAGUUCAUGCUCACUGGUAAGUGGAUUCCAGCAGUCUCAACAAAUAACAGUUAAAAAGUCAAUGAAAAAAAUACACU